AUGCCAAGAGUAACGCGAACACCGAAACCCACAUCGAAACCCGAGCAUGCGGAGAACCCGACAAAUCCAGAAGCUUCAGGAAGCAGUAUGAUCGUGGGUGCAGACACGGUUUCGGCGAAGCACGUGCGUACGCCGAUUAUCGAUUCUCCUGGAGCGUCAGUGUGCACCAUGGAUAAAGGAGAAAAGCCAACAACCGAAGCGGUUAGUGGCGUUAUAAUACCGUCGACAACGGAGAUGGAUCAGAAGAAGCCGAGCGUGCCCCAGAUGUCUGACAGACGAGGCAGGCGAGUAAACUCGCACACUGUAGACAUACCUAGACGACGGACUACCGAAACAGGACAAUGUUGUGUCGUUUGCAAUAAGAACUGCAAGUUAUUAACUGAAUGCAAAACUUUUCAGCAAAUGACACGUCAGGAGCGUUGGGAGGUGGUGAACCGGAACGCGCUUUGUAGGAGUUGCCUGCAGCAAUACAAAGGCCCACCCGAAGCGUGCUGCAGUUUUCAACUGUGUGGAAAACACGGAUGCGUGCGGAAACAUCAUCAGCUGCUGCACAACGAGCAUCAAGGAACCAACCCGUCGUUGCAACAGCCUCGCAUCGAUCCAAAUCUAAACGUGUCCCACAACACCCACCUAUCGGUAUCCGGGUCGGUGUUGUUGAAAUACGUACAAAUAACGGUUGUAGGUGCGGGGAAGCAGAUCGAUACGUUUGCACUCCUGGACGAAGGAUCGGAAUUAACGCUCAUCGAUCAAGCGUUAGUCGACGAGAUGGAACUGAAUGGAAAGCUCAACCCGCUCAGCGUCAAGUGGUCCGAUGGCACGAUCAGGACGGAACCAAAGUCGCAAAUGGUAAACAUUCAGAUUGUUGCUGCAGGGCGAAAGUUCACUUUGAAGAAGGCUAGAACAGUAGCUCAUCUCAAGCUCACACCUCAGACCGCAAAUAUGACUCAUCUGGCUGAUCGAUACCAACAUCUUAAAGGCUUGCCGUUAGUGUCUUAUGAGAAUGCUACACCGCGGAUACUCAUCGGUGCGAGUCAUCCCCAAAUAGCAGCAGCACGGAAAAUAAAAGAAGGACGCUACGGGGAGCCACUAGCAGCAAAAACGAGCCUAGGCUGGACAGUAUACGGUCCAGUAGGAGGUAUCGCGGGUAAAUCAUCGAGUCCACCAUCGUUAUACAUUCAUCGCUAUGAGGACAACGUAGACGCAGAUAUGCACCGUGCCCUGUUGGAGUAUUUCUCGCUAGACAAUAUGGGCGUGACAAAACCUGCAAAACCGCGGAUGGCCGCCGAUGAUGAGCGCGCGAUGAACAUUCUUCAAACCCGCACCAGUUUCAACGGAACGCGUUAUGAGACAGGACUACUCUGGCGUUUUGAUAACGUUAACUUGCCACCAAACAAAGAUAUGGCGCUGCGCAGACAUCAAAACCUAGAGAGACGUAUGGAAAAGUACCCAGAGCUUGCUCGUGUGCUCAAGCAAACCAUAUCGGAUUAUUGUCGGAAGGACUACAUACGUGAACUUUCCACAAUCGAACAAGCAGACGACCAGUGGUACCUUCCCAUUUUUCCCGUCGUUAACAUUAACAAACCUGGGAAAGUCAGAAUAGUGUGGGAUGCAGCUGCCAAAACUUACCAAGGGCUAUCCCUGAAUUCUAUGUUAUUGAAAGGACCUGAUCUCGUCACUCCAUUGUUCGACAUCCUACUUCGUUUCCAGGUUCAUCGCAUUGGUAUAGCCGGAGAUAUCCGCGAGAUGUUCCAUCAAAUUGGCAUCAUCGACGAGGACCAACGGUACCAGUGUUUUUUGUGGACAAAGGACGAUGGGAAACCAGCAGUGUACGCAAUGAAAGUCAUGACCUUUGGAGCUUGCUGCUCGCCAUGUACGGCACAAUACAUCAAGAACCUCAACGCAGAUCAGUAUCAAGCUAGUCAUCCAGAGGCCUGGAGUGCUAUCGUAAAGUCUCAUUACGUGGAUGACUUGCUGAUAAGUGUUAAAACGGAGGCAGAGGCGGCGAAGCUGAUCAACGACGUAGGCCUGGUACAUGCAGCAGGGGGUUUUGAGAUCAGGAAUUGGAUCUCAAACUCCACAGAGGUCAUGUCAGCGGUUCAGAAGAGCAGUCCCGUCAACAAAUAUCUAGAUCUUUCCUCAGAACCAUCGAUGGAAAAAGUAUUGGGAUUGUGGUGGGACAUCCAGAGCGACAUGCUCACCUAUAAAAUCGGCUGGCAACGUUUUGACGAGGAGUUAUUGACCGGCCUAAUUGCACACUAUCUGUGCUUUUUGAAGGUAGUGAUUCAGGAUGUUUGGCGAUCUGGCGUCGACUGGGACGAAGAGGUGAACUCAGCAGAAUACAACGAGUGGAUUAAACGGGUGGAAGUUUUGCCACAAGUGGAACAAUGCCACAGCAUGGCCGUAUUUACGAGACCUUCGGUGGAAGCGGCUGGCAGAUAG
Molecule: messenger RNA, 2439 nt
Organism: Anopheles coustani
Lineage: Eukaryota; Metazoa; Arthropoda; Insecta; Diptera; Culicidae
Exons: 4
Coding region: 1-2439 (812 amino acids)
Source: RefSeq, a predicted model, not a curated record